AUGACCCACGACGUCGCCACUCCCAACUCCAAACAGCAGGCUCUCAACUCCACUCCUGUUGCUGUGACCAUUUCUCCCGUGUCCGCUUUCUUCCCCACUACCCAGAGCAUCACCCCUCAGCCUCAGGCCCCAAGCGUCGCCGAGCUGGCCUCCCGUAUGGCCGACCUGAUGUCGUCUGUGAGCACCAUGGGCGAUGAAGCGUUUGAAGCCGCUUACCGUUCUGCUUUCUACGAGCAGCCAGCCUCCAGCUCUACUACUCCCUGCACUCCCGGCGCUCUCGGAACUCCCACCACACCCACCACACCCACCACCCCGCCCACUCUUAGCGCCCCGGGAAGUCCCAAGCGUAAGCGAGACUCUGUCGACGAGGAGGGUCACAAGUGCUCCGCCCCAACCACCCACUCGUCCCCUUCUCCCACCCUUUCUUCCACCACCUGCGGUGCGAGUCUGGGGCGUUCAUGGUGCGGAGCGUCUUGCUGCAGUGCCAAACGACCUUGCAUCCAACGAUACAUCGCUCAGACAUGUGGCCGAUACGUCAAGCGACAGAUAAACCGUGUGCCCAGCACCGGCUGUACAUCCCCCACCAGGCGCCGGUCGCCCAAGCCCCGCCGUGUGCAUUCCUUGCCUUCCCUCUACUUCCCUCCGCCUUCACCCUCCCCUGUCCCUACUACCCCUGUGCCUGUGCAUGUCUCGCUCGGCGAUGACUGCGAGGACCCGGCCGACGCUUUCCUCGCUGCUUUUAUGAGCAAGAUGGGGAUUGCGAGUGCGGAAGAGCAGGAUGAGGAUAUGGUUGUGGAGAUUGAGUCUGGGAGCUCAGUGGGUAUGGUGAUGGCUUGA
Molecule: messenger RNA, 837 nt
Organism: Cryptococcus amylolentus CBS 6039
Lineage: Eukaryota; Fungi; Basidiomycota; Tremellomycetes; Tremellales; Cryptococcaceae
Exons: 4
Coding region: 1-837 (278 amino acids)
Source: RefSeq, a predicted model, not a curated record